This is a messenger RNA of Conger conger (European conger), 2250 nucleotides long. RefSeq names its product N-glycanase 1 (gene ngly1). Gene Ontology annotation, cellular component: cytoplasm; nucleus; cytosol. The coding region runs from base 173 to 2149 and encodes 658 amino acids. Gene Ontology annotation, molecular function: peptide-N4-(N-acetyl-beta-glucosaminyl)asparagine amidase activity. Gene Ontology annotation, biological process: protein deglycosylation; protein quality control for misfolded or incompletely synthesized proteins; glycoprotein catabolic process. The transcript has 12 exons. NCBI's taxonomy places the organism in Eukaryota, Metazoa, Chordata, Actinopteri, Anguilliformes, Congridae. The record is from RefSeq and is a predicted model, not a curated record.
UUGACAGAGAGCUAAGAAGUUCCCGUACUGCGUAGGUUAGUCUACCCGUGUAUGCCAUCGUGAAUCAGUGGAGGCCGACAUCUGCGAUAAAUAAUAUUUUGCGACGAGGAAGAGUGAAUCUUCAAUCUUGAGAGGCAGGUCUGGUGAAUAGCGAAGGAGAGGUAAAUGCGAGAUGGAGGGUAUACAAGGAGUUGCUGCACUGUGCGAAAACCCAAACGAUGUUUUCUUGGACGCCUCGAAACUGUUGCUGACAUAUGCCGACAACAUUCUCAGGAACCCGAGUGAAGACAAAUACAGGUCUAUCCGGAUCGGAAACCCCACGUUUUCCACAAGACUGCUUCCGAUUCCGGGGGCGGUCGAGUGUCUGUUCGAGAUGGGCUUCGAAGAGGUGAUUUUGUUUUCACAGUUGGCGGAGACGCACCUGGUGUUCCCUGCGUCCGCCUCGGUGGACCGUCUGCGCCGUAUCCGGGAGACCAUCGCAGCCGAGAGGGACCAGCGGCUGGGGGCGGGGCAAACGCCCGCCUGUCCCCAGAGCUCCGCCCUCAGCAGUGCCCCGCCCCUGCCGCCCGGCAGCCCCGCCCCUCCGCAGGCCCCGCCCACUUCCCCGGCCCCUCCCACGCCCCAGCCUGCCGCACUGCCCAUCCCCCCCGCCUCCCCCGGCCCCCCCAUCCAACGGGAGAGCAGUGUGAGCUUCUUCCGGACGCUGCAGUCGAACGUGCAGCAUGUGAUGGUGUAUGAGAGCCCCUCCCUGCAGCACAAGGCCCUGGAGCUCAUCCCCCUCCCCCGCCUCACUGCCACUGCCCAGAGCAGGCUGAAGCAGGCCCAGGAGGCUGACCCAGGCUGCGGUCUCUCAGAGCAGGACAUGCUCCUGCUGGAGCUGCUGGGGUGGUUUAAGGGGCAGUUCUUCUCCUGGGUGAACUGCCUGCCCUGCGUGCGCUGUGGGGGCCCCACCCAGUCCCGCGGGGGCCUGCCCCCCUCCCCCGACGAGCUGCGCUGGGACGCAGGGAGGGUGGAGAACCACCACUGCCCCACCUGCCAGAACACCACCCGCUUCCCCAGGUAUAACAACCCUGAGAAGCUGCUGGAGACCAGGAGGGGGCGCUGUGGGGAGUGGGCCAACUGCUUCACCCUCUGCUGCAGAGCGGUGGGGCUGGAUGCUCGCUACAUCUGGGACAGCACAGAUCACGUGUGGACAGAGGUGUACUCGGAGUCCCAGCGACGCUGGCUGCACUGUGACCCCUGUGAGAACGUGUGUGAUAAGCCCCUUCUGUACGAGAUCGGCUGGGGGAAGAAGCUGUCCUACGUCCUGGCUUUCUCCAGAGAGCAGGUGGUGGACGUUACCUGGAGGUACUCCUGUAAGCACGAGGAGGUGCUGACCCGUCGGACGCAGGUGCAGGAACCCUGGCUCAGAGAGACCAUCAACACUCUGAACUCUGCGAGGCAGCAGUCUCUCAGUGUGGAACGGAGGAAGGAGCUGCUGGGAAGGUUGCUGGUGGAGCUGGUGGAGUUCAUCUCCCCCAAAAAGCCCAAGCCGGGGGAGCUGGGGGGGCGCAUCUCUGGCUCGCUGGCCUGGAGGGCCGCCCGGGGGGAGACCUGUCCCGCCACGAAACCGGAGGAGUUCGUGUUCAUCCCCACGGACAUGGAGAAGAGCGAGGGGCGAUUCCACCUGCAGUACAGCGCCAGCGCCGACCGCUACCUGCGCGUGAGCAGCGGCCAGGAGGAGAUGGCGGGAUGGGAGAGUGGGGCCUGGCGCAGGGAGGGCGUGUUCCGGAAGGAGGAGCAGGACUGGAACAUGGUGUACAUCGCGCGCACCGAGGGCUCCCGCUCCGGGAAGAUCAGCUGGAGGUUCGACUGCGGCCCCGCGGGCCUGAGGAUGAGGACGGUGAAGGUCAGAGCGACCGGCCAGACCUUCCAGUCUGGGAGCGUCUGCUGGAGGAUGUGCUCCGGCCAGGACACCAUAGAGUUCCCCGGAGAUGGUGAGAUGCACGUGGCGCAGCGCAUGGCGGGAUGCACGGAGCUGGUGGUGGAGGCGGAGCUGAGCGGGGGCGAGGGGGAGUGCUCCUGGCAGCACGCUCAGCUGUUCAGGCAGAGCCUGCAGGACCCGCAGGAGCCCUCGCUAGAGAUCCUCAUCCAGCUGGAGGAGGCCUGACCGCAGCGGAGACGCUAGCGCCCCCCACAGGCACCUCCGCUGUACUGCGUUACUUUUUCAUGACCAGGUUUAGCAGAUAUUUUUUUCUCAAAAUGGAAAGA